CUCCCGCAGAGCCGAGCGGAGCAGCAGCGUCUCUCCCCUCCAGCUCCAAGCUUUAUGUCUGUGAGAGCUGCUCAGCGCCGCUGGGGAUAUUUUAUCGAUGCUCUCCACCUAAUGUGACAAUUUCAUACAACUGCUUGAAUUACCGGCUGAAGCAAUGGGAGCCUUUGGAGUGAUCAUAGGGAUUUUACAGUACGCGGGACUUUAUGUUCAACUUAACGCGGCUCUCAGCGUCGGACAAGGAGAGGUGGAUAAUCACAUCUCUGGAAAUGCUCUCUUUACAGAGGUGCCACACGACAUCACGACACAGAGCGGUGAGGAUGUAGAGAUGGCUUGCUCCUUCCGUGGGGCGGGCUCUCCCUCCUACUCCCUGGAGAUCCAGUGGUGGUACAUCAAGGACCACAGAGAUUGGCAAGAGAAGCCUCCACAGAUCACUAAUAAUGUUGUACCCAUGGAGGAAACGUCCAAAGAUGCCACCAAAAUUAGUGUGGUAAAAGUGGCUGGCAGCAACAUCUCCCACAAGCUCCGUCUCUCCAACGUGAAGCCAUCAGACGAGGGCACGUACGAGUGUCGCGUCAUUGACUUCAGCGGCACCGUGGCGCAGCAUCACCGCGUCCGCGCCUACCUCCAAGUGGAGUCAGAGAGGAGUCAGGGGUUGGAUGAUGUCAAGCUGCAGGAGCCAGGGCACCGGUCACAGGGGAACCACCCUCACCCCCACCACCAAGCAGAGGGCAGGGAACUGAAGAGGAGAUCAGCUGGCACCACUGACUGUAAUGAGAGCUGUGUGCUUUAGAGCGGGCAGUCUGCCUGUCUGUCUGCAUGUUCUUGACUUAUCUCUAAACAGGGACAGCCAUCAACACACCACAGAGCUGAGGCGUCAGACGUAACUGGACCCUUUGUGUUCUACGGUUUGUUUGUCAAUCUUUAAUAUUGCUGUUUGGAUGCCAAUGCUAUUGAAUGCCAAUAAAAGGCACAAUUUUAUUGACAGUACACAUGGUUGUGUCCUUUUUGUUGCUCUGUAAUUUGUCUCUGUGCUUUUUCCUAUUGCAUUAAGUUUGUGUUAAUGUGACAUUAAGGCUGUAACAACAGAUAAUUUUUUUUGUUAUUUUGUCCGAGCAAGACUCUUUCAUUGGUCGAGCACCCAGAGGUUACAAUACAUGGCAGUGAAGAGUCGGAAUUAUUAUAAAUAACAAUUUACUGAUACAGACACAGAACAGACCAUUUCCCUUGCAACGAGCCAGUUCUACUGUCUUUUAGCAAAACAUAUGCCAAAAGUUGCAGUAUUUCAGUGUAAAUGCUUUCUAAUAAUUAAAUUAAAUUAAGCUUUUUUUCAUUCAUCUGAAAACUUUUCAAAGUGCAUUGAUUUAAUUUAUGUAAUCUUUGUUUACAUACACGUUGAGAGAAAAGUAUCCACAUGUAGCUUUCCAUACAAGACAAGGCUGUAUACUAGAAUGUUUGUCAAACUAAAAAAUGUAUGCCUUCAUGAUCACAUCAAGAUAAUAUAUAAAUUCUUGUGUAUAUUCACUCUUGGCACUGUAGACUUUCACUGUUAUCGUCAUAAAAUAAAGUUUACUCUGUGCUACUUUACCAAAUGGCUCAAGAAACACAACUACAGUAUGUUGUUAACUCCAAACUUAUGUUGUCAUUUUCUCAACCACAAUACAACUUUUUGUCUAAACCUUUAUGGAGUUUGUCAUCUGAAUCACAAUCUCCUCUUAACUGUGUUGGUUCUAAGUGCUACUGUUU
Morone saxatilis (striped sea-bass) is the source of this 1743-nucleotide messenger RNA. It is a transcript of the gene vstm2lb, whose product is annotated as V-set and transmembrane domain containing 2 like. The record is from RefSeq and is a predicted model, not a curated record. Lineage: Eukaryota; Metazoa; Chordata; Actinopteri; Moronidae. Bases 155 to 790 code for a protein of 211 amino acids. The transcript is spliced from 4 exons.